GCUGGAGAAAAGGGCCAUAUCAGUUUUUCCUUGGUGUCGAAGCUACAAAGUCGCCACUGAUUUGUGGAGUUGCUCAAGGUCCCAAUAUCAGAGACCCGAAUCAGGGUAUGAAUCGAUCUCCGAGAUUUUUUUCAAAGGGGAUGGUUUUCAAGUGGUUCAGAUAUAAAUGUUACUGAUUCGGAAGAAGAGCUGUGUGCUGGAAUAGAUGCUCUGUUACAAGAACCCGCAUUGAUAGUGCUGAAAGCUCAGACUAGUAGUCUGAUUGUGGAGGAUAUGCACAGGUGUAUACGUUUUAGCAUCAGCAGAGGCAUGUGCAAAUGCUUUGAAACAAGCAGCUGUGAUUGUGGCUUGUGGUGAUUCUGAUGCCAGUCAUGCUGUAUCUGAAGCAGGGAUCAGAAUCAGCGCCUCUAGAGUGGCCAACAAACCUGGUGUUUUUAAUUUUGAGGUAUUUGAUCCUGAUAACUCUUGGUUUUGGUCUUGUCAACAGGGAUGCAGAAAAUUGGUAACUUAUGAUAUGUGGUAGAAUGGCUAGACUUACAUGGCUGCCAUAAUGGCUCGGAUCACAAUCACUUCAUAAUCUCAGAUGGCCCAGAGAGAGUUGUUCAGAACUGAUAAACUCUGGUGGGCAAUGACAUGCAGUGGAGUUAUGAAGCGAUGUGAUUCUAGCCAUUGUGGCAGCGAUCUUGCGAUGUUGAAUUUGGAAAUUAAGAUAACUAUUUUAGCCUCCUGGACUUCAAUUACCAUGGCCAUAUCUGCCACAAAUCUCCAGGAUUAUAUCAAGAAGCUUCAAGGCAUCUCCAAGAGGAGGUAUUUAUCAAGCAAGAUGCAUAAACAGAAGAAGUAAAUACAGAUGAGGUCCCAACCAUAAUUAGGCGGGAGUGAACAAAAAUAAAGUACAUGUAUCCUCCCGAAGCUUUCUGGCUGAAGUUUUGGAAAUCGAAAUUACCUUGUAAUGUGCUUCCGGUCACAACAAAGCUCUUUCAUGCAGUCAACCAUCAGAAUUAGCUGCAGCAUCUGAUUUGACAGCUUGUUUGCCGCAGCAACACCAACACAGUUGAAGUAGCAUCUAGUUGCUGCUUAAUUCGUUUGGCGGUUUCAAAUUUCCCUUCUCUGAAAAUUUUCAAAAAGGGUCAACAAGUCCAACGGUGAUGAAAAAAAAAAUAAAGAAAAAAGAGGCCUGCCAGGUGGAUAGACCGACAAAGAGUUGCACCACGCGCCGCGUGGUUAGAGAGCGGCUGAGCGGCAUCACAUUGGCCAGCAAAUAAAAUUGCUGAGAGGAAAUAUUUUUAAUGAUUUAAUAAGGCGAUGAAGACGAGGGCACAAGGUCAUUUCUGUUCUUCUCCUCGGCUAACCCUAGAUUUCUAUUUCAUAUAUAUAUGGAUUGCGAUUUGGAGGAUUUUGCGGCGGCAAUGUUAGAAUGAUCUAGACUGUAAACUCUCCGAGGUUCAUUCGUUGGAUUUUUAGUUGUCUUAGAUCUUCGUCAAUCUCCCUAUGUUGGGAUUCAAAGAACUUGAUUUCUUGUCUGAAGAUGACUUUGAAAGAUCAAAUGACGCCCACCAGAUUUUCAUGGAUGUUUUCUACGGAGGAAACAUUGCAGGAGGAGGUGCUAAGCGUUCAGACGGGGAAAAUGAACACUCCAAUGGCGAUUUACUUAUUCCAGAGAAGGCUCCAGUACUUCAAUUGAACUCAUCAAAGGAAAUUGUGCUUAGCCUGAAAUCUGCAGACCUGUUUAACAAUUAUCCAACCAAAACAUGCCCAUUGGUUGAAUCAUCAAGUCAAGGUGUUAUAUGUACUACUCACCUGCGUACACGGAUAGAAGAAGUAAGGAGAAGAGUUCGUGCUCGUGAUGGGAAUGCCUCUGAAGGUAAGUGCCGCAAUCAAGUUACUGAAACUAAAAUAAUCACAUAUACUGUUGCACAUACAUCUAUACCUGUUUUACCUGUCCAUGAAAAAUCUAGAGAAUCCUCUCAUUUUGCUUCAAAUGCAAUUGAAACCGCUGUAUCGAGCAAAUCUUUGAAGGAUUUAUACUCGCGUCUGCGAGGCCAUGUCAAUUAUUUACUUAAAGCAGCAGGUUGGGCAGUUGAGAAGAAGCAGAUAGGAAACAAGCGUUGUCUGGAUACGAUUUACAAGUCUCCCAGUGGGAAAACAUUUCCUGCAUUUUAUAAAAUUUGGGGCUUAUUUGGUGAGAGUCUGUUUGCUGGUAAUUACAAGAUGAUACGGCAAGAAGACGGGAAACACUGGAGGGAUAUUGAAGAGUUUGGCUCUAACUUGUCAGAAACAUUGAUACAUUUUGAGAAUGAGGAUUGCAGUCAAAUGGAAGCUUCGUAUGCAUUGGUUCAUAAAUGGAGUUUGCUGGAUCCUUUUGUUACAGUGGUGAUGGUGAAGAAACAGAUUGGGAGCCUUAGAAAGGGAGUGACAGUCAAAGCAGCCACAACUGUGGUGUCAGAUUUGAAAGAUAGAAAGGAUAUGCAGUCAGGAAAAGAGUUUGUUGGGGUUAAAGACCAGGUCAAGCAAUUGACGAGUCCGGUGUCAGUGCAUAAUAAAUCAGGUAGCACACAGGUGUCUGGUGGCAAUCUGCAUCUUCAGACUGAACAGAAUAGCGUAGUCGGUCAAAAGAGAAAGAAACAGGGUGCAAAAGCUUUGAAAGGUGUUAAACAGACUAGUAGAAGGAUUCAAGCCAAGACAGCGAGAGGAGGCUCUUUGGCUAAUGAUUUGGCUCAAGGUUCUAUGGCGCUGGAGUUGGACCAAUCAAACUCGAAGGAUCUUAAGGAAACUCAAGGUAAUGAGAAAGCACUGGAAAUUUUUGCACCUGCUGACACAAUUCCUGAAUUUGGAAAUGCCCGAAACAACUUUGAACUAUCCGAGUAUCGGGAUGGUGAGAGCUGCAGAGGCUCUGAAGCUUCAAAAUUUGAGAUGGACCCGACAUCUGGAACAACAGGGACAAGGCUGACAAAGAAGAGGAGGAGCGGCCGAAGAAGUGUGUAAAAGCUUGUCCGGAAUUGAAGUGACUAGAUUAUCCAGUUAGCGUCAAAAGGAAGUUGAGAUGCUCAACUGUCAAAAACAAAAACAUGAAAGUUGUUCGGCUGUCAGAUUUUCAGAGCACCAAUUAGGCAUUAGCAGUGGGUUAAAGAAAAAAGAUUCUAUAUUACACCCAUAAAAGAAUUUUUAUUUACUUAUUUCAAUUUCUUCAUUUUUGUGAGAUUUAGGAUUUGUAUUAAGGAUUGUUCAAGAAAGAAGAUUACAGAUACUGCUGUAUAAAACAGCAGGACUCGAGAAAAGACUAGAGAAGGAGAAUAUUACCCGGACACAGCACAUGACCCUUGACACCUGUCAGGCUACAAUUGGUAUAACAGGACAAAUAGACAUUGGUGCGCUCUAACAAUUUUCUCUCUUGAAAAAGAAUUUUCUAAGAAAAUGUACUGGAAACAGGUAAAAACUUAAAAUUUUCUCAUGAUACGGCAAGAAAAUGGGAAACAGUGGAUGAACAUUGAAGAGUGGCUCUAACUUGUCAGAAACAAACAGAUUGGGAGCAUAAGAAAGGGAAUUACAGUCAAAGCAGCCACAACUGUGGUGUCAGAUUUGAAAGAUAGAAAGGAUAUUCAGUCAGGAAAGGAAUUUGUUGGGGUUAAAGAGCAAGUGAAGCAAUUGACGAGUUCGGCGUCAAUGCACAGUAAAUCAGGUAGCACAAAGGUGUCUGGUGAAAAGAGAAAGAAACAGGUUGCAAAAGCUUUGGAAGGUGUUAAACAGACAACUAGAAGGAUACAGGCCAAGACUGUGAGAGGAGGCUCUUUGGCUAAUAAUUUGGCUCAAGGUUCUAUGGCACUGGAAUUGGAGCAAUCGAACUCGAAGGGUCUUAAGGUAACUCAAGGCAAUGAGAAAGGGCUAGCACCUGCUGAUGCAUUUCCUGAAUUUGGAAAUGCCCGAAAGAACUUUGAACAAUCUGAGCAUCGUGAUGCUGCAGUGUCUCUGAAGCUUCAAAAUUUUAAUAAAAUUGAAAUGGAAAAACCUAAUUGUUCACUUUUUAAAUUGGCGAAAAAAGGAAUUUUUCCUCAGGUAUCAAGGGUGAAAACUCCAUUUUCUCUCUAAUUAAUGUGAAAAAAAUAAAUUUUCACUCAAAUAAAAAGAGUGAACAUCAUAAUAAUAAGAAGACUUGGUAAA
Messenger RNA from Papaver somniferum (opium poppy), 4158 nucleotides. Its product is annotated as increased DNA methylation 1-like. The coding region runs from base 1492 to 2985 and encodes 497 amino acids. Lineage: Eukaryota; Viridiplantae; Streptophyta; Magnoliopsida; Ranunculales; Papaveraceae. The record is from RefSeq and is a predicted model, not a curated record. The transcript is spliced from 2 exons.